CUGGUCUGACGUGGAUGCCGUCAGACAGGCCGUCAGGUUUUGCGGAGGGCCUCUCCUCUGGAGAAUGAGAGAAGGCCACUCCCCGGAAGUGAAGUGAAGACACCCCGUCACCGGCUGAGAGAGAAAGCUGAGGACGGCCUCAAGAAGACCAGCAGCUGCAGGGGGAUGGCAGGUGCCAAAGGCCAGAGAGGGGGCGAGUCUAAGAAGUUCCAUUUCCCCUUCCUCGGGAAGCCUGGUGGAUAAGGAAGACGGCUCCCCUUUUAUCUCGGGAAAAUCUAAGGAGCACAGUGAGACUGGUGACCUGAGUGGUUCAGAUCUUAUCAGAAACACAGGGCGCAUGACAGGAAGUAGUAUUGAAGAAGCGGAAGUAGCAUGUGUCUGAGAAGGCGGUGGUAAUCCAAACGCGGAGGAGAGGCUUGAGGGGCUCGGGGGCAACUAGCAGCCAAAAUGAAGGUGAAGAUGCUGAGCCGGAACCCUGACAACUAUGUCCCCGAAACCAAACUGGACUUACAAAGAGUUCCAAGAAACUAUGAUCCUACCUUACAUCCUUUUGAGGUCCCACGAGAAUAUGUUAGAGCUUCCAAUGCUACCAAACUGGAACGGGUAUUUGCAAAACCAUUCCUUGCUUCUCUGGAUGGUCACCGAGAUGGAGUCAGUUGCUUGGCAAAGCAUCCAAAGAGCCUGGCUACUGUCCUUUCUGGGGCAUGUGAUGGAGAGGUUAGAAUUUGGAACUUGACUAAACGGAAAUGUAUCCGUACAAUACAAGCCCACGAAGGUUUUGUACGAGGAGUAUGUACUCGCUUUUGUGGGACUUCUUUUUUUACUGUUGGCGAUGACAAAACUGUGAAGCAAUGGAAAAUGGAUGGGCCGGGCCACAGAGAAGAGGAAGAACCAUUACAUACAAUAUUAGGAAAGACAGUGUAUACAGGAAUUGAUCAUCACUGGAAAGAAGCGGUUUUUGCCACAUGUGGACAGCAAGUAGACAUUUGGGAUGAACAAAGAACAAGGCUUAUCUGUUCAAUGACCUGGGGAUUCGACAGUACAAGUAGUGUUAAAUUUAACCCAAUUGAGACAUUUCUCUUGGGAAGUUGUGCUUCUGACAGGAAUAUAGUACUAUAUGAUAUGAGGCAAGCUACUCCUCUGAAAAAGGUCAUCUUAGAUAUGAGAACAAAUACAAUUUGUUGGAACCCUAUGGAAGCUUUCAUUUUUACUGCAGCAAAUGAAGAUUACAACUUGUAUACGUUUGAUAUGCGUGCGCUGGACACUCCUGUAAUGGUACAUAUGGAUCACGUGUCUGCGGUGCUUGAUGUGGAUUAUUCUCCCACUGGGAAAGAGUUUGUGUCUGCUAGUUUUGAUAAAUCUAUUCGUAUCUUUCCUGUGGACAAAAGUAGAAACAGGGAAGUCUAUCACACAAAGAGAAUGCAACAUGUUAUCUGUGUAAAAUGGACUUCUGACAGCAAAUAUAUUAUGUGUGGAUCUAAUGAAAUGAACAUUCCUCUGUGGAAAGCUAAUGCUUCUGAAAAAUUGGGUGUGCUUACAUCACAAGAAAAAGCAGCCAAAGAUUAUAAUCAGAAGUUGAAGGAGAAAUUUCAGCAUCAUCCACAUAUAAAACGCAUUGCUCAUCACCGGCAUCUACCAAAAUCUAUCUACAGCCAGAUCCAGGAAGAGCAGAUCAUGAAGGAAGCUCGCCGACAAAAGGAGGUGAAUCGUCUCAAACAUAGCAAGCCUGGAUCUGUGGCAAUUGUGUCAGAAAAGAAGAAACACGUAGUGGCAGUUGUGAAAUAACACUUGGUAUUCCUACCAAUCCUGAUGUAUAAUUAUUUGUUAUAUUUUGAUGUGCAGACUGUGCAAAUAAAGUACUGGCUC
This is a messenger RNA of Mustela erminea (ermine), 1866 nucleotides long. RefSeq names its product DDB1- and CUL4-associated factor 13-like. Gene Ontology annotation, molecular function: protein binding. Bases 448 to 1785 code for a protein of 445 amino acids. Lineage: Eukaryota; Metazoa; Chordata; Mammalia; Carnivora; Mustelidae. Gene Ontology annotation, biological process: maturation of SSU-rRNA from tricistronic rRNA transcript (SSU-rRNA, 5.8S rRNA, LSU-rRNA). The record is from RefSeq and is a predicted model, not a curated record. Gene Ontology annotation, cellular component: nucleolus; small-subunit processome. The transcript has a single exon.